AUGCCUGAUUUGCACGACGACAUCUGGCGCACCGACCUGGACUUUAUGGUGACCCACAAUGAUCGACUAGUAGUGCUGUCCUUUAUGACAUCAACCUACCCAAACACGACAUCUAAGCCUCUGGCGAACGGUGGCAGUAACAAACCCUUCCCCAAUGGAGAUUUUGAGCGCAACGAUAUGGUGGAAAAGUUCUCUGCCUAUGAGGACGAUGAUGAAGGCGGAGAGCAUGACUCUGACGAAGAAGAUGAUCCAUUCCGUACUCACGAAUCGCUGCAGGAAAUGCCAAAGAGCAACGAACACUCGUCAAUUUCCAUCUCGACCAUGGAGAACUUCAAUGUGUUCGAUAACCCUACGACGGUACACACUUUUCCUCCGGUGCGAAAUUUACUGACAACCACAACAGCUCCCAGUACAACAAGUACAGUCAUCUACACGACUACUCUUCCACCAACGACAACAAGGCAGACAGCUCUAAAAAAGCAUGACCGAAAUAAAAACCAUGGUCACAACCGCAAGCACUCCAACAAAUUUCACAGUGGUAAGAAGGACAAGGUGCAUCCGCAGAACCAUCAUCACCUGGAUGAUGUAGACACCAGACUAGAGCUGCAACCUCAAAAGGAGUUCGACUUUGACGAGUUCGGUGAACACGAAAUUGAUACCUUGUUCGAGGUAAACCAAAGCCGAAAGACUCAACCAAAUGGAAAGAAGACUGCUUCAGCCACUACAGUGGCCACAACCAGUGGAACCGCGUCCACUACUGCAACUAAACCGUCCCCGAAAAGCAGUACGAAGAAGACACCCACCAAGGACAGCAAUACACAUAUCAUAAAGCCGGUGAAAUUGCCGGAGAACAUCAUCCCUUCGACACCGGUGACGACCAAUUCGAAGAUCAUUGAAAUCAAACCCAGCACAACGGGUGCAACUUCUCGGAGUACACCGAAGAAGAUCAAACGGUUUACCUCCGACAACUACAGCAGUGAGAGUUUGGAAAGCUUGGAGAACAUCCCAAGCGUCGAUGAGGACGAGUUCAUCAUCAAGGAUGAAAACGGCAUGGCCAUAAGGCCGGCCUUCCUGAUAGGCACCGUUCCGGGUAAUGUAACUACGAAGCCCAUCGAAUUGACGGGGUUCCCUGGCUUCCUGCAAGUGUUCUUCGGAGUUGAUCAACAGUUUAACGCGAAACGCUGGACGUCGACUCCUAGUUUGGAGUUCGUAAACCUAGCGAUCGCCCUAAUGGCUUGGGCCGUUCGCUACCCAUCCGUAUUCUGGCACACAUCGAAGACGUUCGCAUUCGUGUUCAGCUUGCAGAUGAUCGCCAAUGGGAUAGACAUUCUGUUGAGUUUCGCUGGAGCGAGUGUGCUGUAUAAGCUGCAAACACUCGGGCAGGGUCUACCCGUGCAAGCCCCGCCAUUGAUCCUGAACGGCACGGUCACUAUAGCUCUGACGAUCUUGGCAGUUAUUCUGACGAUUGCCUCGUCGAUGGUGUUGUACUUGUACGGCCAUGGCAAGCUGGCCGUUAAGAUACGUGAUCGGCGACUAAUCACGGUAAAGCAGAGUACAGAUGUUUGGGCUUACUUCGCGCACUGUUCGUCGUUGUGCUUCGUGUUAGCCCUCGCGGUGGUGAAAGCCCCCUUGCUGCACGAUCUCAGUGCGGCCUAUCGGGGAAGCCUGGAUGGGGCGGUGCUGGCCGCAGCUUUUGGAUCAGUCGUACAUCUGUUCCUGUGGAUAGUUCUAUGGCUAGGGUUAACGGCCAAACGACGGUGGAACUUCAAACUGCCACCACUGGAGCUGUCUGGGGCACGUAACGGAGCUACGCAACCGCUGCUUCGAGGAGGAGCUGGAGGAUCGCUGUUACGGACAUCCAGCGGCAAGGGAUCCUCGGUUGGCGGCACCGGAGCAACCAGCAGCGAAGAGGAAACCAUCUACUGGCCCAAGAUUGCGCCGAAUUCGCCCAAGUUGAAAGUAACCUUCAACGAAGUUACCAGUACGUCUCCCGAACUCGCCAAUGGCGACCAUGACGGCAAGCGCCAUCCGUCCAGCGGAACCACGAUACGUUUGUCCAGUGUUACGGGGGAAACUGAUGACGGCGACUACGCCACACUAAGAGGGCCCUCCGGUGAUCUACUGCAUUUGAGUGAGUUCGCAGACCAUCCACCACCUCCUGAAGAUCUGCUUAUGCCCACCAAUGCAGUCAACGAUCACGCAGAUGACACAUCUGAGGAGGGCAAACUGCUUGCCUGUGUUCGUGAUGAUAGUGUAACGUACGCAUCUACCCGAGACUUGGAGCCACCCAUAACCCGUACUAUGUCUCGCGAAGCCUUCAUACGAUCACCGGAACAGUUGAGUAGUCCUCUGGCACCGGUUUCCGUCACCGUACAUAACCAUGAAAAUGUGGCUCCUGGUUCAACGCCACGCUGUUUGCGCCGUGCUGACUCCGGCAUGCCCAACGAAGCAUUAACACCCCGAUCCGACACUACGUCGACCGAGAGUUCGACAUCGCCCCCGGACUGUAGAGAUGCUCCUUCCGAAACCUCCAGUGGUGUGCACUCCGGUGAAGAACGCGAUGAGGUGGUCAUCCGACCUCGAUCCGGUCCCUACAAGUCCAUCAUCAAGCCGCCUCCUCCGGCGAUCCAGGAGGAACCGUUCGGUAGGUCAACGAACAUGAAAAUGUCCAGCUUCAACAAGGACGGAUCGAGUGCCACUCUUCCCCUCACGCGAGGCUCCGUGGAGACGCAUCGAGAGUAUCCACAGUGUAGCACCAUGCCUCUGCCAGCAGGUUACCACCAACAACCGCAUCAUUACCACUCGCAGUCUUCGUUUACUUCGCCAAGUUCUUCCUCACGGCAACAGCUGCAGCAUACGACGCUACCCAACGGCGUCCGCUAUCAGUCCAAUCAGUUCCUCAAACGGAUGCCGUACAUCAAAACGGCUGAAUCUCCCUACGGGCAUCUGGGUCUGGGCAGCGGUCACCAUACCUUCUCCAAACUUCUCCACGAUCCCCUAGGAGUGCCGAACACGUCUCCGCCUACGCAUUCCCAAUCCAGCCACAGCACCUUUGCCACAGUGGUGGCCACCAUCCCCGAGGACCGGGACUCGGCCAACUACUCGAUGAUCUCCGACCAGGACCGGGAAAUGUACAUAAACGCCGGACAAAUACAGAUGCAGAACUAGGUCAGCGCUAGCGAUGGCGAUAGAUAAGAUAAAAGAAUACUUCAUAGCACGGUAAGCCAGUCAUUGUAAUUACGAACCAUACAUCAUGCGUUCUGAGCAAGUAAGUGUAGAAAAAAAAUACCAUUCAAUGCGCCUUCUUUCGAAUUCUAAUUUAGUUUCUAACGAUGAUGGAGGUCUGUCUAGUUUUAAACAUCGUGGAGGGUGGGGAAAAGUCGCACAAUUACUUUAAGGAUACCCGAGGCGUCACGUCAUCAGAUAUUUAGUUCAAUUCUUUGGGUUUGUACAUUAGAUCCGAGCUUUAUUGGUCAGCGAUGAUCUCGAUUGUAAAUACUAUUUUAGUUUGCGAGAUAUCCACAGUAUUAUCGUAGCUACAUAAUGUCGCGCUUGCAGAAAGAGUCAAUAGAAGAGAAGUGGCGUAUUCAGUGUUGAAUACUCGAAAGGUGGAUCAAAAUAUAUGUAUCAUACAAAUACGCGAACUUUGCAAUAUUAACACACACAUACAUAUUCAAACGCAUUCAGCAGGAGGAAAGUAAUGUCGAUAUUAUGCAGCUUUAACUAGGCUUUCACACACACUGGAGAAAUGAACAUGUUUUUAGAAUGGUGCAACUAGUAGGGUUGAAGUAGGUAUAUUGUUUCUGCAGAAAUUUCCAAACUAAUUGACAAGGUAAACUCUUAAAAAAUGCCGAGAAAUUCUUAAAGAAUAUAAAAAAAAAAACCUGUUAAAUUUUCUGAGGAAAUUCCUGGAAAAAAUGCCAGACCAACUUCUGAAGUAGUUGUUGGAGGAAUUCCUGAGACAAUUACCGCAGAAAUGUCUUAAGAAACUGCCGAAGUAAUUCCUGAAAGCAUUCACAGAACAAUUUCUAUAAAAUGAUCGGAGGAAUUCCUUAACCUUCCGGCAAUCGCGCGGUUGGCCACCCCCACCAGCACCACGCUAAUGCUGAGCACAUAAAGCGAGAUUUUUUCAACGUGAUGUACAAAAUACAACAGCGCGAUCGCUGGAGGAUUAAGGAAAUCGAAAUUUCCGAAUAAGUUGCCUGAGAAAUUCCUCAAGGAAAUUCCGACUGAUUCCUUAAGGGAUAUCCGAAAGAAUACCCCCAAAAAUUGCAGAAGGAAUUUCUACCUAAGAAAAUCCCUGGAACAACUCCUAAAGAAAUUUCCAAAGCGAAUCCGGAAGAAAUUGCCGAACAAAACUUUAAAGAAAUUCUAAACGAUUCGUUGAUGCAAUAAAUGUAAGAUACUUUUAGGAAUCCAUCAAGCAAUAUGUAGAAAAAAUCUUAGAAGAAUUUACGGAGGAAUUUUUGAAGAAACCGUAGGAGAAAUUCCUUUAAAAAUUGCCGGCGAUAAUUCAUAGUAAAAGUGUCAAAUACCUAAAUUUCUAAGGGGAGUUCGUAAAGAAAUUGUAUGAAGAAUUCCUGAAAAAAUUGACUGAGAAACUCUUGAAGAAAUCACCAGAAGCAUUUCUAACGAAAUUACUUGAGAAAAUUUCAAAAAAUUAAAAAUUUUCGAAGAAACUGUCUAAGUUUCCGAAGGAAAUUGUAGAAGAAUUCCAAAUAAAAUAGCAAUUUCCAAGAAAUUUCUUGAGGAAUUCAUGAAGGACUACCAAAGAAUUUCUAAGAGUGUGACUGUGAAAUUUAUGACAAAAAAAAUCCGGAGAAAUUGCAUAAGUAAUUUCCAAAGAUAUUUCAUAAGAAACUUCUAAAGAAAUUGCCUAGGGAUACUCUUAAACAAUGCCAAGACAUUCCUGAAGUAACUGCUGAAAAAAAUCCUGUUAAAUUCACUGCGUGUAUUCCAAAUAUGAGAAAACUUCUGAAGAAAUUGAUGGAGAAAUUCCUGAGAUAAUUGCCGAAAUAGUUCCUUAAGAAACUGCCGAAGCGUUUUCUAAAGAAAAUUGCAGAACAAUUCCUAAAAAAUGAUCGGAAUCGGAAUCGAAAUUUCCAAAUAAAUUGCCUGACGAAACUUUCGACGGAUUCUUUAGGAAAUUUCCGAAAGAAUACCCUUAAAAUUUUCAUAAAGAAUUUCCAGCUAAAAAACUCUGAAACAAUUUCUAAAUUAAUUUUCGCAGCGAAUUCGGAAGAAAUUUUUGAAAAAAAUGUCUAAAGAAUUUUUGAAAGAUAUGUUGUUGCAAUAAAUGAAAGAUUCUUUUAAGAAUUUAUCCAGCAAUAUGUAGAGGAAUUCCUAAAAGAUUUUACGGAGGAAUUCCUUAUGAAGUUGGCGAACAAGUUCAUAAUUCCUAAAUUUCUAAAGAAAAUGUCGGGAAAGUCGGUAAAAUCUGAAGAGUUACUAAUUUGUUGAGGCUGAGAAACUAAAAAUUGCCAACGUCAUUUCAAAAAAAAAAAACUACUGGAGAAAAUAAAAAAACUAAAGAAUUUCCGAAGAAACCAAGAAACUGUCUCAAUUUCCAUAUGGUACCCUGGAAAAGUUGCGAGAGAAUUCCAAAAAAUUGCAUUUUUUUUUGGAAUUCCUGGAGGAAUUUCAGAGAAUUGAUUGAAGUUUUCCUGAGGAAUUUCUGACAAAAAAUCUGUACAAGCUACUAAAGUUAUUUCCAAAGGAAUUGCUAAAGGCGUUUCCCUCGAAAUUUCCGAAAAAACUUCCAAAGAAAUAACUGCUGAAAAAAAUUCUUUUGAAUUCACAGGAAGAAAAUCCACAAGUUAUUGUUGGAGGAAUUGCUGAGUUUCUUAAAAAAAAUCAUAAAGUAAUUCUGACCGAUUCGUUGAUGCAAUUAAUGUUAGAUUCUUUUAGGAAUUGAUACAGCAACAUGUUAGGGAUCAGUUAAAGAAUUUACGGAGGAGUUACUGCAAAAAUCGUAGGAAAAUCCUAAUUCCUAAAUUUCUAAAGAGGUUGUCGGGGAAGUUCAUGAAGGAAUUACCCGAAGAAUUUUCGCAAGAAUUCCUAAAAAAUAUUGAAUAAAUUACCAGAGGCAUUUUUGAUAAAAUUAUAGAAGGAAAUAAAAAAAAAACUUGAGAAUUUUUUAAGAAACUGCUGAGUUUCCGGAGGAAAUCCUGAAAAAAUGCGGGAGAAUUCCAAAUAAAAUUUUUGUUUGUUUUGAAAUAUUUGUAGGAGUUGUUAAAGGAUUUCAUAAGAAAUUCUAAGAGUUUGCCUGAGGAGUUUCUGGCAAAAACAACAGAGAAGUUACAUAAAUAAUUUUCAGAGGAAUUCCUAAAUGAAUUGGCAGAGAAAUUUCUUAAGAAAUUUCUAGUGAAACUUCUAAAAUAAAUGCCGAGAAAUUCCUUUAAAAAAAAAUUAGAAAAAAAAUCCUGUUCAAUUUGCUGGAGAAAUGCCUAAAAAAAUGCCGGAGAAUUUCAAAUAAAAUUGCAUUUUUUUAGCAACUUUUGGAAGUAUUCACGAUGAAAUAAUUUGAGGGAAUUCCAAAGAAUUUCUAAGAGUUUUCUUGAAGAAUUUUUGACAAAAAAUCCUCAGAAGUUACUGAAGUCGUUUUCAGAGAAAUUCCUAAAUUUCCAGAAUUUCUAAAGAAAUUUUCAAAGAAAAUUAAAAAGUAAUUAUCGCGGGAAACUCUUAAAAAUGCCGAGAAACUUUUAAAGAAAUUGCAAAAAAUAAAUCCUGUUAUAUUUGUUGGAGGAAUCUCUCAAGAAACUGCCGAACUUAUUUCUGAAUAAAUUUCUGAAGACAUUUACCGAACACUUUCUAUAAAAUAAUCGAAGGAAUUCCUUAAUCGACGUUCCCGAAUAAAUUACCUGAUGAAUUCCUGAAGAAAAUUCCAACGAAUUUCUUGGAGGAUUUCCGAAAAAAUACCCAUAAAAAUUGCAGAAGGAAUUACUAAGAAAAUUGCUAAAAACAAUUUUUAAAGAAAUUCUAAAAAAAAUUGAACGCUUCGUUGUAGCAAUAAAUGUAAGAUUUUUUUAGGAAUUUAUUCAGCAUGUAGAAUUUUUUUUCAAAUAAUAUACGGAGGAAUUAAUGCAGAAAUCAUAAAAGAAAUUCCUUUACAGUUUGCCGGACGAAUUUAUAAUAAAAUUGCCGAAUCCCGAAAUUUCUGAAGAAAAUUUCGAAGGAAUGUUUGAAGGAAUUGUCUGAUUUUCUUUAAGAAUUCCUAAACAAAUUGGCUGACAACUCGUGAAGAAAAUACCAAAGGCAUUUCUGAAGACAUUACUGGACAAAACCGAAUAAAUAUAAAAAAAAAUAAUCCGAAAAACCUGUCUGAAUUUAUGGAGAAAACCCUUAAAAAAAUUGCAAGAGAAUUCCAAAUAAAGUUGCAUUUUUUAAGGAAUUUCUUAAAGAAUGCAUUAAAAAUGUUUGGAAGGAUUUAUGAAGGACUUCCAAAGAAUUUCUAAGAGUAUGUCUGAGAAAUUACUGACAAAAAAACCGGAGAUGUUAAUCAAGUGAUUUCAAAAUGAAUUUCUAAAUAAGCUGCAAGAGGAAUUUCUAAAGAAUUUUCCACAGAAACUUCUAAAAAACUUAUGAGGAAAAUUUAAAAAAAAUGCCAAGAAAUUUUGUAAAGAAAUUUAAAAAAUCCAGUCAACUUUACUCGGAGUCGGGCAAACAUCCGAAAUAGUUUUUGGAGGAAUUCAUGAGAAAAUUAUUGAAGACUAUUUUUAAGACACUGCCAAAGCAUUUUUUUAGGACAUUCACAAAACAAUUCCUGAAAAAAAUAUCGAAGGAAUUCCUCAAGAGAAUCGAAAUUCCUGAAAAAGUUGCUCUAAGAAUUCCUUAAGCAAAUUUCGACGGAUUUUUUAGAGGAUUUCCGAAAGAAUAGCUUGAGAUUCCUGGAACAAUUUUCAAAGAAUUUUUCAAACCGAAUCCGGAAGAAAAUGUCGGAAAAAAUCUUUAAGAAAUUCUGACUGAUUCGUUGAUGCAAUAUGUGUAAAAUUCUUUUCAUAAAUCAUCCAGGAAUAUGUAGAGAAAUUCAAAAAAAAUAUGGAGAAGGAGUUUGUUUAGAGUUCCUGGGGAGGUUCAUAAAAUUCUAUGUAUAUUCCCUCAGGAUUCUUUUCAGGAACUCAUCCAGGGAAUGUCUCAGGCAUUUUUUUUCAAAAAUUCAGAAAUUGUACCAGAAAAUUCUCAAAAGAUUCUUCUAGAUGUUGCUCCACGGGGUUUCCCGAAAGAUCCUCAAGUAUUCCUGCAGGGAUUUCAUCAUAAACUAACUUUUUUUAAACCUUUCUUCGGGGAUUUUUAAAGAUUUGUUCUGGAGACUUCAGCCUUCAGGAAUCCCUUCAGAGAUUCUUUCAGGAGCUCCAUCGGAAACCAAUUUGGAAUUUUUUAUCUUGGUGUUUCCUCAGGAAUAUUUCAAAAAAUUCUUCUUGGAAUUACUGUAAAGCAUUAUCCAAUUUUCCAGGCUUCAAAAAUUCCUUUAAAACAUUUUUUAGAAUUAUUUUUUUAUGAUAACUUUAAGAACUCUUCCAGAUUUGAUUUUAAUUUUUUAAUGCUAAAUUUUCCUCCGAAAAUGGCGUUAGGGAUUUUUAUUCACUAAUAACAUUCAGACAUUUUGCAAGAAAUUCUUUGAAGAAUUCUUCCAGAAGUAUUUCCAGGAGUUAUUCCAGGAUUUUCAGAAAUUUAUCGAAAGAUUUAUUCAAUAAUUCCUCCAGUAACAUUGUCUACAAUUUCUGCUCGGAUUUCACAGAUUUUUUUAAAGAUUUGUUUCAGAAACUUCUUCGAGGUUCGAUCUAUAAAUCCCUCAAGGAUGUCCUUUAGAAAUCUCAUCAGAGAUUUUCUCUGAAACUUCUUCUUGAAUUUCUCCAAAAUUUUCUCAUAAUUUUUGUUCUAAGAAUUCCCACAAAGUCAUAGGAGUUCGUUCAGGUGAUCCCCAAGGAUUCCUCCAGGAACUCCUCCAUAGAGGAUUCUCUGCAGGACCCUGGGAGGAUUCUCUGCAGAAUCCUGGGAGGAUUCUCUGCAGAAUCCUGGGAGGAUUCUCUGCAGCAUCCUGGGAGGAUUCUCUGCAGCAUCCUGGGAGGAUUCUCUGCAGAAUCCUGGGAGGAUUCUCUGCAGAACAUCUCAGCAGAAUCCUUGCAGGAUUCUCAGCAGAAUCCUUGCUAGAUUCUUCCUGAAGGAACCCUUGAAUGAAUUUUCGAGGAAAUCGCCAUUUUUUUGAAAUUCUUAAAAUGUUAGAUAAGAAACCUAAAGAAAUUCGAUAGGGGAAUCGACUGCUUUUUGCGCAACUCGGAUAUAAUGGCUACGCAGUCUAAAUUAAUCAAAACGAGUUGUUAUUCAACUCUACAUUUUGACACUUUACAACAGAGAGUUUCAACCGGUGGGGAAUUCCUGUGAAAGUUCUAGAUGGCUUCCGUGGAGGAAUUUCUGAAAGAAUCUCUGGAGGAAUUUUUGAAUAAAUCGUCUAUCUAAUUCCUGUAGCAACCCCUGGAGAUAUUCUUCAGAGUAACCCUGGAGGAUUAUUGUAAAAGAAACCCGGGUAUUUUGUUAAAGGAAUUCUGGAAUAAAUUUCGGGAACUAAGGGAAUGUUCCUUUACGGAAUUCCUGUAAGUAUAUAAAAAUAAAUAUUAAGAAAAAAAAAGUAAAAGAGAGCUCGCGUACCAAAAUGACAAAUUCGUGAACGUAUUUGUAAAGAAAUCUCUGAAAGAAUGUCUGGCGAAUUAUUUAAACUUUUGUAAAGAUUCCUUGAAAAAUCUCAUGAGAAAUUUCCGAAGAAGUCUCUGUAAAACUUCCAAGGAUUUUUUUCUCAAGAAAUUUCUGAAUGUCUUAAAGGGCCCGAGUGAAAAUUCCUAAAGGUAUCCUAGAAAGAACUUCUGGACCUUCGAAAAACAUGGAAGAAUACCUGGAAGGGCUUAUGAAGGAAUCUCUACUUUCCGAAAUCUCUGGAAGAAUAUCUUCUGGAAUCACUGAACAAAAUUGUGAAAGAACUUUGGGAAAAAUUCCUUAAUACAUUCCAUUAAGAAAUGUAUUGGAGACCUGAAAUAAUUUAUGAAACAACCGAUAGAGGAAUUCUUGAAAACAUCCUUAAUAAAUUCCUUAAUAAAUGGAAUUCCUUAAGUUUGUUUGUCUAAAGAAAUCCGUAAGAAAUUGUCGGGGAAUCCCUGAAAGAGUUUCCGGACGAAAUUUUUAAAAAAAUGCCAGAAGAAUGCCCAAAGAAAUAGUCGGAGUAAUUCCUAAUAAAGCUUUCUAAAAAAACGUAAAAAAAACUUAAGAAUUAGCAAAGAUAUUUCUCAAAGAAUUUCUGAAAGAGUUUCCGAAGGAAGUCUUUGGGGAACUAUUGGAGUUAAGUUUGAAAAAAAAUAUUGGAGGAAUUUAUAAAAGAGUUUCCGGUAGAGUACUUGAAAAAAAAACUGUUCUGAGAAAAUUCCGGAGAAAAUCCUGAAAAAAUUGCCGGAGGUUUCUCAAGAAAUUAGAAAUAGAUGUAAAGAAAUAGCUUUAGUUUGGACUUACCAGGAGAGUUCCUAGAGAAGUUUCGACACGAAGAAAACUCUUGAGUGACAGUGAAAUUUCCAUGACAUUCCUAAAAGAAUUGGCAGAGAGAUUCCUAUAAAGUUGACCGGUGGAUUUGCUGAAUAAAUUGCUGAAGGAUUUCUUAAAUGAAUUCCCUAAGCAAUUUGAAGGAUAUUUUUUAAGAAUUCCUAAAGAAUUUCUGAAAUAAUUGUUGAAGGAAACUGUAGGAGUAAAUUAUGAAAAUAUAUUUGCGGAACUUCUAAAAGAAUUUCCGGCAGAGCUCUUGAGAAAAUUACCGAAUAAAAUCCUAAAGAAACUGCUCUUAGAAAAAAUCGGAGAAAGUCCUAACAAAAAUUGCCAGAGGUUUCUCAAAGAAAUGGCUCAAUCGUGAAGGAAUAGCUAUAGUUUAUAGCUAUUAUCAGGAGCAUUCCUAAAGAUGUUGUUGGAAAAAAAAUCUUCAAUUCCGUGAAAUUCCUAAAGGAAUAGGUGGUGGAGACAUUUAUAUAAAAGCGAACGGUGGAUUUGCUCACGACAUCGAUAAAAGAUUUCCUAAAAGAAGUCCCGAAGCAAUCUGUAAGAGAUUUGUUCGGAAGAGCUCUCAAAGGUGUUUCUUGAAAAAUUUCUGAAAGAUUGUCGAAGGAAACUGUUGGAGUUAACCAUUCAGGACGCACGCUGUUGUAAAAAGUGCAACACUACCAAAAAAAACCUCGCUCGUCGUAUACAGCGCGAGCGCGGUACAGUUGCGGUUGCAUGAUAGCGUGCGUCCUGAAAGGUUAAUUAUUUUAAAAAAUAUAUUAGAGGAAUUUAUAAAAGAAUUUCCUGAAGAGUUCUAGAAAAAAAUACCGAAUAAUAUAAAUACUUUUCCAGAAGUUUUAUCAGAAUUUCCUAUAAAAGAGCUCUUACAUGAAUUCCAUUAAAAAUCCUGCAUAUUUCUAUAUGGAUAUGACAUAAGGAAUGCAUUCGAGAAUUUCUCCAGAAAUUUUGUUGGGUUUAACUUCACGUGUUGAAUCAUGCAAUGAUUAAAAUCUCAAAAAAUACCCCAAGAAUUUUAAAAUAAAUUGAAAUUGCACAAAUUUAUUUUCAUAAAACCUGUUUCAAGAUUUUUUCAUAAAUGUCAUACAUUUUAUUUCUUUAGAUUAUAUUAUAAAUGCACCCAAGAAUUUCAAUAAAACUUCUAUCAUUCAAGUGUUAAAUCUAUAAUUGCCUCAGUGUUUCUACAACUUUUAAAAAUCCAAAAUCCAGCUCAAUAGUUGCACCAUUCAACGACUGAAUAAAUGUAUUAGGAAUGAACUGAAAUAAUGAUGAAGUGUUUCGAAGAGCAUCACAGAACUUGAAAAAAGCAUAUCCGUUCAGCAAGCGAAUCAUAUCUAUAUCCAAAGCAUAUAUUAACAAAAAAAGAGAAAGAUAUCAGGAUGCUAAAUUUAGAGAACAGUAUGUACAUCCUCCAUAAAAGGAAACAAAUCUCGUAUUUUCUCUCGUAUAUUUAACGAAUCCACAUCACUAAAACUGAAAACAGAAAACCAAGUGCGAAAAGUAAUAUGAAACCGACCACAGAGAAACACAGUAAAACAGGAAACGUAGAGUAUUUUCCAGCGAACGGAACGCAAUAGCAAAACCAGCAAUUGGAAACUGACCGUGAGGAACCCAAAUUCCCUCGAAGAAUCGAUCUCUAGCAGCAAAAAAGUAUAUCGUAAACCACAGGACAAUACUGACAUGAGACAGAAUUUUUUACACCAUUAGAUCCUAAUGUUAUACAACCGAAGCGGAGCAAAAGCAAGAUCACGACGGCACCAUCUAUUGGUAACGACUCAAACUGAACAUCUAACUCAAAAUGGCCGCCACUUGUGGCGACCAAAUACCAUGCACACUCUCAAUCCGAAUCGUGACUGCGGCUAGCGAAUGGGAAAGAAUCUGAGUUCGUGUGUAGUUAAAAUUUACAUCGUUUCUGACAGAAGUUAUACAACAGCUGAAAUUAUGAUCGUAACGCUAUACAACUGUGGGUCAGAGUGUGUGUAUUCCCCGCAAUGAAAAAGCGGAGCGACGAUUGUAGAAAUAGUUAUUAUCAGUCAGACAAGCUUCAACCUAUAUACACUCUAUAGCACGCUGUCAGCUUUGUUUCCUAUUAUUAGUGGACCGCAUUCGUAGGGGUGAUUGAACCGACGAAAAACGUGUAAAACCAGUUUAAUGUGUAUAAUAGUGAUUGACUACCGCAAACCGUAUGCUGUAAGAUAAACGGAUUAUAAACAGAAAAAAAAGUAUUAUAUUAUUAAAACCAUAGCUGGUAUCAUUCAGCAAUGAACUCAAUCGAUGCUAUUCUAAAUUAUUUAUCGGUUUUAAAAUAAUUGGAAAUAAACGGAUUUUAGUUGAAAACAAACAACCUUUUUGACGCUUCUGUUUUGUUCUGUCCCGAAUUUAGUCCAUCAUCUAGGUAUUAAAAAUGACAUUAAACUCACGUUAUAACUACUACCGAGAGAAAUAUGGCACCUUUCCAAGCUUUAUUCUGGAUUCUGUUAGUUUUUUGUUCUAAUAAGACGAGACAGUACCGCCAAGACUGAAUAGUGUUAAACAAAAGUGUUGAGGAAUCGUGCAACCCAUUUUGUUGAGAGCAGCUUCACCCAAGUAGAUUCUGAAUAAGUCAAUCGAGCUUAGUUCAUUUUUUCCGAAUAUUUCUGUUAAACCACACCGGAAUUUACUACAGAGCUGAAGCAUUAAAAACCGCAGCGCCUCUCAAACCAAAGCUUCGAACAGCUUUUGCGAAAUAUUACAACUGUGAAGAACACUACUAAACCAAAUUACUAAGCAACUAUUUAGAACUACCUAUACACAACGGAAAUCGGAAAUGUAUUACUAUAUGAACUAUAUAAAUACCAGGCUAAAUGUAAAAAAAAUGAACUAUUUAAUAUAAGCUGCACGAGUCAAAUCGACACCGCGGAGAGGUACCCAAUAUAUUCCAUGGUUUUUGCGCUCCCCCAACCGACAGAGAAAACGGUACUUAAACCGAAUAAAAAGAACCACCGCUUUAAUGUA
Messenger RNA from Aedes albopictus (Asian tiger mosquito), 13521 nucleotides. Its product is annotated as protein tincar-like. Bases 1 to 3168 code for a protein of 1055 amino acids. Lineage: Eukaryota; Metazoa; Arthropoda; Insecta; Diptera; Culicidae. The transcript is spliced from 5 exons. The record is from RefSeq and is a predicted model, not a curated record.